Penaeus monodon (black tiger shrimp) is the source of this 4584-nucleotide messenger RNA. RefSeq names its product intraflagellar transport protein 140 homolog (gene rempA). The record is from RefSeq and is a predicted model, not a curated record. NCBI's taxonomy places the organism in Eukaryota, Metazoa, Arthropoda, Malacostraca, Decapoda, Penaeidae. Gene Ontology annotation, cellular component: axoneme; intraciliary transport particle A; ciliary basal body. Gene Ontology annotation, molecular function: protein binding. The transcript has 26 exons. The coding region runs from base 79 to 4524 and encodes 1481 amino acids. Gene Ontology annotation, biological process: intraciliary retrograde transport.
CAAACAACUCGGACGAUGUCGAUUGCAAGUUACGAUCCGUCUUCUUUGUGAAUUUCGGCCUUUUUUCAGAGGUAAAAUAUGUCGCUGUAUUUUGACUGCAUAGUAGAAAGUCCAGUUAGUAAUGCAAUCAACACCCAGAUAGCAUGGCAUCCUCAGGCAUCCUGUCUCGCUGUAGCUUCCUUUAGUGAAGAGAAAGGGGGAGCAGUCAAUGUGUACACAGGGGAGGGCAAGCUAUGUGAUGAGGUGGACAUCCCACCCCAUCCUACAGCCCAGGUGACAUCCAUAACCUGGCAUCCAAGCAAGCGCAUUCUUGCCAUUGGAUGGGAGACAGGAGAGCUCUACCUCUGGAAUGACCAUGAGCAUGAGUUCCACGAAAUUCAGAGUCUGCACCGUGCACCCAUAUCCAUACUCUGCUUCAGUGCAGCGGGAACCAGACUAGUGUCAGCAGAUGCAUCAGGAUCUUUGGUAGGAUGGAGAGUGGACACAUCAGGCAAUCUGCAGACAGUGUUUACGCAUGAGCUCAAGGACCCACUGGCACAGAUCGUCUUCAGGGUUACUGUGGCAACCCAGCUGCCAUCUCUAGAUAUCAAUGGGCUUGCCCGGGCUGCUGUAAGUGGAGAUGAGAGAGCCCUUGACAUCUUCAGUUCCUGGAGACCGAGGACUGGACACAAGCGCCUUGGGCUGGGAAGCAAUGCCAGGGAAAAUCUCAAUUUCUUUCUUGGGUCAUCCUCAGGUGUACUAUACCAUGUCAGUGAUAGUGGGAACUGUGUGGAGGUUCUACAGGCAGAUGGUGGCAUUAAGCGACUCCUGCAUCAUGAAUCGCGUAAUUUGCUUGUGGUUAUUACUGAAGGAAUGGUUCUUGGGCAGUUUUCUGUGGCUAUUGAUGGAGCAGUUACUGAAAUCAACAAGGUAAAACUAAGUGGCCGGACAAAUGAUAUUCAGGUGACAUGGGCUGGAACAGGACUGCUGGCUGUAUCAACUGGUGACAACAAUGUGCGUCUGUGGAACCUUGACUCAGGAGAUAAUUAUGUACUAAGUUUGCAUGGUUUCAGUUAUCGGGAUCAAGAAUACAUGAUGUGCCUCAGUUAUUCUGAAAACAAAAAAAUAUUAUGUGGAGGCACAAAUAUGGGAAGUGUGGCCAUGUGGAAGUAUGAGGAACAAAAGCUGAACAAUAAUGAGUACUCUCGAGACCCUGAGAAAGACUGGAAACUGCAGAGCCCUUCCAUCCUAUCUGGAGCAGUGAAACGGGUUUCAUGGGGCUCAGCUCAGAAUUUACUGGCUGUUGAUACUGUCCGAGAUGUGUAUAUUCUCAAUGAGCAGAACAUGGUAGCAAGUUACCGAGAUCAGGUGUGUGUUGUUCAGGAAUCACCAACCCAGCUGUCAGUUGAUGUUUUCUCAGCAGACAACCAUCUGGAAUUCCGUGCAGACAUACAAGUCAGAGGUGUUCACAACACUGUGGAUCACCUCUUGAUAUGGAAUAUGAAGAAAAUGGUUAUAUAUGAAAUUACAUCAGAUGCUACACAUCUGAGAGUUGUAGGUUCUUUUGCAUGUGAAGCAGAGAGUGCUGUGUUACAUGAAGCCAGCAUAUAUUCCAUAGAGGGUUUGAAUGUUCAAGUAAGAUCAAUACAGGGAACAAUAAAGCAGACACUGAGUUUCUCAGAGAGUGAAGGGGAACCGAUUGGCCUUGAUGUUUGUGGUAAUUUCCUUGUGGUAGCCACAAUCCAAGGGAUUAUUAAGCUAUGGGACUUGUCUAGAAGGGAGGCAAAACAACACACACAAGGCAAACAGUUGAGUGAUGCCAUCAAGGACUUUGGGGAAGUUAUCUCAGCAAGAUGUAACUGUAGCGGUACAAGAGUCUCUAUUGCUGUAGCUCAAACAUCCUUGCUUCCUGAUCCAAAAUUAUAUAUCUGGGAUAUAGAGAAUGACAAUAUCACGUACUUCAAUUUUGCAUCUGGACGAUCUGAAGAUGAUGAUAAUGAUGGGACAGCACCUCCAAACUCUGCAGAGAGUACAAGUUCCAAGUAUGGUGGAGGUCAAGAUAGAGCCAAGCGUGAGACAGCCAGAGAAGUUGGGGGUCGCUUUGUGAUGUCUCACAUGUGGGAUCUGGAAGAUCCUCGGCUACUUGUGUGUGAAGCCAAGUCUCUUCACAGCAAGAAAAAGCAAAGAGAUAAUUACAUGGCUUCGGAAAAGGAAGAGCGGCCUGCAAUCAUGUUGGUGUCUUUGUUUGUUAGUCCCGACCAUGGGGCUAUUGUUCAAGAUGCCUUCGCUCUCACUCCAACUUACUCGAGACUUCUUGGUGUGCAAGUUCCAUUCUUAUAUCUGCUGAAUGAUAGUGCUGCUGACAAAAAGUCUGACACAAAAGCCAAAUUAGUUACGCAGAAGGUAAUGCGGGACUUUGUAGGCCUGGAGAGCUGUGAUAAACCAACAAAGGAAGCGAUGCUUAACUUCUCCUUCUAUCUCUCAAUGGGAAAUAUGGAUGAUGCAUUUAAAGCUAUCAAAACAAUCAAAAGUGAAACUGUAUGGGAAAACAUGGCUAGAAUGUGUGUUAAAACGAAGCGCUUAGAUGUUGCUGCCUUGUGUCUUGGCAACAUGGGUCAUGCACGUGGUGCUAGAGCUCUUAGGCAAGCCAUGAAGGAACCUCAGCUUGAUGCAAGAGUGGCUAUGCUGGCACUGCAGCUGAAUAUGGUGGAAGAGGCUGAACAGCUUUAUCGUGGGUGUGGCCGCCAUGACCUUGUGAAUCGCAUGUACCAAGAUGGUGGCAUUUGGUCAAAGGCUUUGGAGACGGCCAACGAGAAUGACAGGAUUCACUUGAGAUCGACACAUUAUAAUUAUGCCAAGCACUUAGAGAGUAAAGGAGACUUCAGUGGUGCCAUCAGUCACUAUGAGAAAUCUGAUACUCAUAGGUUUGAAGUACCAAGGAUGCUGUUUGAUGAACUCCCAACACUUGAGGAUUAUAUCAUGCAUACUAAAGACAAGUCCUUGAGAAGGUGGUGGGCUCAGUACCUAGAGUCAACUGGUGAAAUGGAGACAGCACUGCAGUUUUAUGAAGCUGCUCGAGAUCAUCUGUCCUUAGUGCGUGUGUAUUGUUAUUGUAAUAAUCUCCAGAAGGCAGCAGAAAUUGCUAAUGAGACAGGAGACAGGUAUGNCUGCUAUCACCUAGCUCGCCAGUAUGAAAAUGUCAAUAUGGUGAAAGAGGCCAUUCACUUCUUUACUCGAGCUCAGGCUUAUGGCAAUGCUAUCAGAAUCUGCAAGGAUAAUGGUUAUGAAGAUCAACUAAUGAAUCUGGCUCUUGUGGCUGGACCUCAGGAACAAAUUGAUGCUGCCAGGUUUUUCUCCUCCUCGGAGCGCCGACAACUCUCAAAGGCUGUCAUGUUGUACCACAAAGCUGGUCUCUUGUCCAAAGCUGUUGAUCUAGCCUUUAAGUCUGGACAAGUCAGUGCAGUGGGACAGAUUGCAUCUGAACUCGAUGAAAAUGCGGAUCCUGCUCUUAUUCAGAGAUGUGCCCAGUACUUCAUCUCCAAUGGGCAGUAUGAUCGUGCAGUGUCACUCUUGAUUACUGGUAGACAGUACUUUGAUGCUCUUGAUUUAUGUGUGGAGCACAAUGUAUGGGUGACAGAAGAACUGGCUGAGAAGUUUACCCUGCCGAAAGAUGAAUCAGCUCGUAAUCAGAUCUUAGAAAAGGUAGCAGAGUGUGCUUAUGCCCAAGAGAACUACAAAUUGGCUACCAAGAAGUUCACACAAGCUGGUAACAAGGUUAAGGCGAUGAAGUGUCUUCUGAAAUCAGGUGAUACAGAGCGCAUUGUUUAUUUUGCCAAUGUGUGUCGGCAAAGGGAGAUCUACAUCAUGGCAGCCAAUUACCUACAAAGUUUGGAUUGGCGGAAGGAGCCUGAAAUUAUGAAGAACAUCAUUCAGUUUUACACAAGAGCUAAAGCUACUGGCCUGUUGGCAGGAUUUUAUGAUGCUUGUGCUCAGGUUGAGAUAGAUGAGUAUCAGAACUACGAGAAGGCAGCUGGAGCUCUUAGUGAAGCUUAUAAGAUCCUUACCACUUCUAAUGACCACCAAAGCCAAGAAAGACUUCCAUCAGUCCAGUACAAGUUGGAGAAGGUCAAGCAGUACAUUGGUAUCAGGAGAAUGUUCCCAGGAGAGGGUGAGACAGGUAUUAGAGAACUUCAGGACAUGCUGAUGGAUCCGAAUAUUGAGGCUGCAGUUCGCCAAGGGGACAUUUAUGCGACAAUUAUUGAAUAUUAUGUUUCCAAUAACAAUUUCAAGUCAGCUCUCAGUUCAUUGCAAGAUAUGAAGAACAGGUUGCCAAAGGCCAACCCCAGUUAUUACAUUGAUGCCCAAGCUCUCCAGUCAAUUGCCAGAGCAACAGGAGUCAAUGUUGGAGGAAUAGAAAAUGGAAUUGAGGAAGGAGCAAGUGAAGAUGAAGGAAAUGCAAGCGAGGAAGAAGUGGUAGAGGAAGAUGAGGAAGAUAUUAGACCACAACGUCAUUUUGCCCUGAAUGGGUCUGCAAAGUUCCUGUAAUCAUGUGGCUAUUAUCUAUGCCUUGAUAUUUAAGAUGAUUAAAAACAGCAACUUUUGUCU